AUGAUCCCAGGCAUAGGAAAUUCCAUUUACCGAAUCAUAGUUACUCCCAAAAUAAUUGAUACUAGAAAUAUUGUAAUUCGUUUAAUUGGUGUAGUAUCUAAAGGAGCUGACAGCAGGUUUGAUGGUGUCAGCGGUAGAAAUUGUAAUAACAGUGAUGUUAAUAUGACAAAAUCGGAAAGCCAUAAA
Messenger RNA from Entrophospora candida, 186 nucleotides. The record is from the annotation of a GenBank genome assembly. Lineage: Eukaryota; Fungi; Glomeromycota; Glomeromycetes; Entrophosporales; Entrophosporaceae.